UAUCCAAGCUCUCUACAUUCGUCAAGACAUUUUGAUCACGAUGACAUCUCUGAAGUGUGAUUUACACCUGACUUGUCUGUGCUUGUGGACAACAACUCUGACAACUAUGUCUCUGCAUCAGGAGAGUGGUUUUGUAUCUGUUAAUGUUGGCGACAGUGUGACAUUACGAUGCUUCUAUGAAGAUGAAUUUGCAGCAGCUUUUUAUUGGUAUAAACAAAUCCUGGGACAGAAACCAAGGCUCAUCUCAAGGUUCUUUAAACAUGACAAAAAGGGCACUUUUUAUCAUGAAUUCAUGAACAAUCAGCGCUUCACACUGGAUACUGAAAAGGGUAAAAAUCACUUGACAAUCUCAGAUUUGCACAUUUCAGACUCAGGUACUUAUUACUGUGCAAGCUCCUAUGCAUACAACAUUUAUUUUGCAGAAAGCAUUACUGUCAAUGUGAAGGGUUCAGGUUUGGACAUCCCAGUUUUGGUCCAUCAGUCAGCAUCUGAGACCAUCCAGCCAGGAGGCUCUGUGACUCUGAACUGUACAGUACACACUGGGACCUGUGAGGGAGAACACAGUGUUUACUGGUUCAAAAGGUCUGAAGAUUCUCCUCAAGCACUCAUUUACACCCAUGGAGGCAGGAAUGAUCAGUGUGAGAGGAGACCCGACACACAAACACACUCCUGUGUCUACAACUUGCCGAUGAACAGCCUGAAUAUUUCUCAUGUUGGGACCUACUACUGUGCUGUUGCCACAUGUGGACACAUACUGUUUGGAAAUGGGACCAAGCUGGACAUUGAGAAUGAGGUGAACCCUCCUGACAGCCGUCUGUACUUCUUGAGUGGUGCUUUGGUAUUCUGCACCAUCCUGGUUGUUUUCCUGACUUUCUCAGUGUACAACCUGAACAAGAGAAACAGAAGCCAAUGCACAGCAGAGUCUCAAAGAGCUUCAGCUUCUACCACAACAAAUGGAGAGGGUUACCAAGAUGCAGACAAUCUCCAUUAUGCUGCUUUAAGGGAUUACAGAGUCAGCAGGUCAAGAAGACAGAGAGACAACACUGAAACUGAAUGUGUGUACUCCAGUGUCAGGCAGUAGAGCUGGACACGCUUCAUCUGUACUUUGUUUAUGUCUAAGAUCUAAUUGUGUUAACACCUGUUAAAAUGAAUUCCAUUAGUUUUUCUUAAAAUAAAAUAGUAACCGUG
This is a messenger RNA of Scatophagus argus, 1188 nucleotides long. RefSeq lists its product as uncharacterized. Gene Ontology annotation, biological process: response to bacterium. The coding region runs from base 41 to 1081 and encodes 346 amino acids. NCBI's taxonomy places the organism in Eukaryota, Metazoa, Chordata, Actinopteri, Scatophagidae. The transcript has 5 exons. The record is from RefSeq and is a predicted model, not a curated record.